CCGUGCGCCGCGGGGCAGGCCGGGAAUGCUCAGAGCCGCCGGUGGCGGCGGCGGCGGCGCGGUCCCGCCGCCGCUAUGAACGAGGCGGUGGUGCGUCGGACGCAGGAGUCCUUGGGCCGAGUGAUCCGCAAGCCGCCGCUGACGGACCGGCUGCUGAGUAAGCCGCCCUUCCGCUACCUGCACGACGUGAUCACCGAGGUAAUUAGAGUGACAGGUUUUAUGAAAGGACUUUACACGGAUUUUGAAUUGAAAUCAGAUAAUGUUAAGGAUAAAGAUGCCAAAAUCAGCUUCCUUCAGAAGGCAAUUGAUGCUGUUGUAAUGGUAACAGGAGAGCCGCUGUCAGUAAAACCAGCACGUGUCGUGGCUGGACAUGAACCUGAAAAAACCAAUGAAUUUCUUCAAGCAAUUGGGAAGUGCUGCUUAAAUAAGCUGUCCAGUGAUGUUGCUGUAAAAAGGAUCUUAGCUGGGGAAAAGGCUGAUGUUAAAGGGAAGCCUCCAUCCUCUAAAUCUCGAGAUAAAGAAAGCAGAGAAGCCAAACCAGAGGAACAAAAAAGCCAUAGAGAUAAAGAGGGUAGAGGAGAAACUGAAAUUAAAGACAGAAGCUCAAGCAGAGACAGAAAACCCAAAGGAGAUUUGAACAAGAGUGAAGAAAGAGAAAAGGAAAGUGAUAAACAGAAGAAUAAUGAAGACAGGCACAGAGACCCUGAAAGAGACACCUUUAAGGAAGGAGAAAAACAAGAAAGGGAAAGAAACAAAAGCAGAACAACCAAGCAAGGAAAAGAAACAGAAAAAAAUAAGGGAAACGGAGACGUAGAACGAGAAGAUGAUCUCAGGCAUGAUAAAGGACAGGAAAGAGAGAAAAAAAAUGAAGGAGGAAGAGAAAAAGACAGACUGAAAGGAAGAGACAAAGAUAAGGCUAGGGACAGAGACCGAGAGAAAGACAGAGAUAGAGGAAAAGAUCGGGAAAGGGAUAGACAAAGGGACAGAGAAAAAGAUGGGGAGCAUUUAAAAGAACAUGGAAAGGAUAAAGCAGAGAGAAAGUCUGCAGAUUCUGAGGAAUCCACACUUAGGAAAAUGCAGAGGCCAACUAAAGACAGCAAGUGCCAGCCGGAUAAUGAGAGUGAAAGUCCUGCAGGAAUAUCAAGGCAGCCUUCAACAAAAGGAUCAAGGCAACGCGCCAGACCCGGAGGAGAAGGAACCGUGGAAACAAAGAGCAUGGCAGAUAGGAUUUCGGAGGACAAUGUUGCUAAACUGCAAGAGAAGGCUGAAUCAGGACUUGCAGUAAAACAGAAAGAAGGAGAAGCAGAGAAUGUGGCUCCUGAAAAGCCUGCAGUAUCUGAAAAUGGUGAAGUACCUAAUGAUCUUCCACCUCAGCCCAUCCAAAGGCGUAUUCCCCGUCCUAGCAGUGCAAGACCAGCACCACCCCGAGUAAAACGUCAGGAAAGCGCAGAGGUCUUACUUCCGGAAAGGAGCGGUGGUGGUAAAGCAGUCUCAAAUGUGAUUGUAGACCAGCAGAAUUCUGAUGAUGAUGACCAGUUUGUGGUGGAGGCAGCACUGCCACUGCCAGAAAUGCCAGAGAUGGAAGCGGAGCCAGAAGUGGAGCUGCUUGAGGAUGAAAAGCAUGGUGGGCUUGUAAAAAAAAUCCUAGAAACAAAGAAAGAUUAUGAGGCAUCACAGAAAUCAUCAAAGAUGACAGAGAGGGAGAAGCCCUUUGUGUCGGAGGCAGCUAGGAAGAAAGAGCGAGACUUGGUAGCCAAAGAAAUUGAGAAGUUUCAGGUCUCUAUCCAGACUCUGUGCCGGAGUGCCCUUACGCUUGGCAGGAUCAUGGAUUACAUUCAGGAAGACAUGGAUGCCAUGAAGAAUGAGUUGCAGAUGUGGCGGCAGGAGAACAGACAGCAUGCAGAAGCUCUACAGAAAGAGCAAAGUAUCACGGACAGUGCUGUAGAACCAUUAAAAGCGGAUCUGGCUGAACUGGAACAGUUGAUUAAAGACCAGCAAGACAAGAUCUGUGCUGUAAAAGCUAAUAUUUUAAAGAACGAAGAAAAAAUCCGGAGGAUGGUUCUUAACAUAAACCUGUCUUCGAGAAGGUGAAGAAGAGGAAUUAAAAAGAAAAAGCCUUGGGACUGACUGACAUUCCUACCAAAAAAAUAAACAAAAUAGCAGAGAAAAACUAAGAUAUGCCUUGUUUAGAUAUAAAAUGUUUAGGCACCAGAAGCCUAAAAAUUGUAUAAAAUCCCAUUAUUGCGUUGAUCUAUAGAUGUUGAUAUGAUCCGGGAUAAAAUUAUAUUCAUUUGAAUGCUCAGGUUGCAGAGCUAUUAAAAUAACUUGUUUAUUUAGAUGUGAACUGCUGUUACUCACCAGGUCUUCACAGCCUUCUUUCCCUCCCAGGCCUGUUGAGCACAGUUUCUGAGCCAGUUCUCUUUGCAUCUCCUUCUCAUUUCCACUGAGGUUACUUUUGAACGCGUUGUCAUGAAAAAUGGGUAUUGGAUACUUGUUUGCCCCCUUAAAAAAAUGUUCCAAACUUCUGCAGGUCAGAAGGUUCCUGAAUCCCGUUCGUUAUUAACAGGGAAAAUUAUCUACAAAACAAUGGCACAAGAUCAAGAAGUAAAGCCUUGUCUAACUUGCGGUUCCUUGCACCAUUACAGAGAUGAUGUCAUGUUUUCAGAGCUAUCAGGAAUCUUAUUAGGAACAACUGAAAGUGCACUACGAGCAUCACCAUGUAAGGGAGCAGAAGUAUUUUAUCUGCACAGGUGUUAAUUCCAUUUUUAUUGCAUAUGUUCAUUUGGAAAGGAUUAGCUUAAGUACCUGUUUCCUCCCAAAUGCGUGUUCCUGUAACUUUUUGUACAUGAAUAAUUCCACUGAUUUUUUUUUUAGUUAACUGCAGAUGUCUGUACUGUUUUCCUAAUGACCUCUUGAGUGUACUGCACAUUAGAGUCCAGCUUCACUUAUUCCUAAAUCUGCAAAGAGUAUUAGCAUAGACACAACUGUGUGACACUGCAUUGAGCGCAGAAGGCUUUAGUCCCCCGCAAGGCUCUUCUCUCAAGAUUUUUAUAACGCACGAGCACAUCUUCUCCUCCCAUGCUGUUUGGAUUGUGUGUGAAGUCCUGGUGUCCUUUUUUUUCCUUCUUUGAUUGGCAAAUCUGUAGGGUUUUUAUUUCUUGGUUUCUUUUUCUGGUAUCUGGACCUUGAAA
Chroicocephalus ridibundus (black-headed gull) is the source of this 3191-nucleotide messenger RNA. RefSeq names its product TRAF3 interacting protein 1 (gene IFT54). Gene Ontology annotation, molecular function: microtubule binding. Gene Ontology annotation, cellular component: centrosome; axoneme; intraciliary transport particle B. The record is from RefSeq and is a predicted model, not a curated record. The coding region runs from base 76 to 2091 and encodes 671 amino acids. The transcript has 15 exons. Lineage: Eukaryota; Metazoa; Chordata; Aves; Charadriiformes; Laridae. Gene Ontology annotation, biological process: intraciliary transport; cilium assembly; regulation of microtubule cytoskeleton organization.